Leishmania braziliensis MHOM/BR/75/M2904 is the source of this 2178-nucleotide messenger RNA. Its product is annotated as putative calmodulin-related protein. The transcript has a single exon. Gene Ontology annotation, molecular function: calcium ion binding. The record is from RefSeq and is a predicted model, not a curated record. NCBI's taxonomy places the organism in Eukaryota, Euglenozoa, Kinetoplastea, Trypanosomatida, Trypanosomatidae. Bases 1 to 2178 code for a protein of 725 amino acids.
AUGUCGGUCUCUGAGAAGUCAGAUGGCGUGAUGGAUGGCACUGUGGACCCAGAAGUGGUCAUCAUUCUCCGCUCUCUGGCACCGGAGGAGGUAGACAUGCUUCGUGACACGUUCAUCUACAUGGACCGUGACAGUGACGGCUUCGUCAGCCGCGAGGAGGUGAUGAUGCAGGUGGCUGCCUGCGUUGGUGCAGAGCGGUUUCCGCCGCUGCAGGAGUACCUUGUACCUCUGUUUCAGGUAGCUGACAAAGACCACGACGGUCGGCUUAGCCUGACGGAGUUUCUCAUGGCGUUCGCCAACGGCCCUGGUGUCGUGCCAGCGGAGGUGGUGAACAGGUGCGUCGCAGAUGUGCGGGUGCGACUAACAGAUGAAGAGAUAUCGGCUCUGCAGAGCAACUUCAGUCGCAUCGACGCAAACCAGGAUGGCGUCAUCGAUCCAGAGGAGCUCGAAAUGGCGUUGCGGGCGCACCUGCUCGCUAAGUUUCCGGACCUGACGAAGGAGAUCUUCAAGGAGAUCGUCUCCGUCGUGAUGGCCAGCGCCGACGCGGAUCAGAAUGGCGUUCUCUCCUUGUCGGAGUUUAUUCGUAGUUACCAGGAGGACCAAGGCGUGCUGCCCGCUACCUUUCUAGAGCCCACGCAAAACGACCUGAUUGGUGCCCGCCAGCUCACCGACGACGAGGAGACGGUGUUGCGGGAGGCGUUCGCCGUACUGGACCGCAACAAGGACGGCUAUGUCGACCACGAGGACCUCUACCGCGCCCUCUGGGAUACUCUUAGCAGCACCACCGAGGACCAGAGCCAAAUACACGACUUGUGCAAUCUAAUCAUGAUGACCUCUGACCGCAGCAAGAGCGGCAAGCUCACCAUUACCGAUUUUGUUCGCAGCUUCUUGCGCAACAUACAGCUUAUGCAGAUUCCUGUGUCGGUCGCUCACGAGCGGGUGCGAGUGGCCUGCGAAAAGCUGCAGGAGAUGCACGACUCGGGGGAACUUGAGAGACUCGUAAUGGUGUUCGAAGAUCUGGACAGCGACGGCGACGGGUUUGUGGCGCGUUCGGAGCUGGUGAGCCUGCUCAAGGUUCUCUUCUGCGACGCCUUUCCUGAGUGGGACAAGGAGAUGUUGAACACUGUCAUGACCGCCAUCGUUGUCGGGGCGGAGACGAGCAACGGUGGUCAGCUGUCCCUGGAGGAGUUCAUUCAUAGCUUCGUCGAGGGCUCUGGUGCGCUACCUCUCGAGGCGGUCUACAGCUGGGACUCCACCGCCAGGCGUGACUCUUCCUCUCCUGGAAGCGCACCGAUGCAGCCGCUCCGUCGCCUCAGCGCCGCGACCGACGCUGACCUAAUCCUCAUUGGCGAAGCUGUACGCCGGCUCUAUACGAAGAACGGGGCGGACGGCGCCAUCACGGAGGACGAGCUGCACACCGGCAUCGCUCAGCUCUACGUUGACAGCCCCCAACACGGAGAGGAGAUGUUUCAGUUUGCGCUCCAGCAAUUUGUCGUGCCCCGCGAAGAUGGUCGGCUGAUGUGGAGCGACAACGUCGUUUUCGAAGACGCGGGAGAUGAAGAGGACGAGGGUGUGGAGGCAAGCAGCCGAAACAAGAGUAGCUCGGCGUUGACGUGCCCAUUGGACAACUCCAGUCACCGGCCCCACGCCUUGGUGCCCGUCUCGGCUACCGAAGUGGCGGAGCCAACACUGUACGCGUCACCGCGGCUGGCAGGACUGUCGUCAGGCCCAUUGCCAAACCAUCGGUUCUCGUCACCCCCGGCCGAUGCUCGGGAGCAGACAGUCGCUGCACCGAGUCAGGGCCGUAGGGAUAAUUCUGAAUCAUACACCCAGACCCAACCAAAAGUGGUGGACGAAGCAACAUCGACGUCGGCCGCCUCCGCGCUGCAGGGGCGGGCAACGAAGAGGCCCUCCAGGGUCUACAAGCUGUACGGCUCUAGGGCCAAUGAUGUCAUGCUCGAUGAGGAUCUGAUGCGGCAGUUUGACCACUACGACGUAGAGCACAAAGGCUACCUGGAUCGGGAGACUUUCAAGAAGAUCUACGUGAAGAUGGAGAACUACGGACUCGACCCGUCCCCGAUGGAAGUAGACAUGCGUUUCCGUCGUUACUCCAAAAGGUCGGACAAGAUCUUCUUCGACGAGUUCUGCAUCCUCAUGCUUCAGCGGGCGCGUCUUUGA